GGAAUACGGGUGGGAAAAACAACAGCUGGCUGCGGGAGUGGAGGACGGACGGGGCCUUUCUGCACUGCACCGUCUCAUUCAUAUUCUUUUACCCCCUAACAAAAUUGUAACAUAAGUAUCCAAACAUGCAGAGAAGAGGGAUGGCGCUGCGUUCGUGCCGCUGGUUCCUGUUUUUCGGCGGGUUGUUGUAUGGGGUUUGGGCUGACGGCUUGGUGAAUGAGGAGGUGAAGCGGACGCUGGACCUCAGCACGCACCUCGCGAAAAUAUCCGCCGAAAUCCUGCUGGCGAACCACGGCGACUCCGCGGCGCACAGCUUUAUCCUCGCACUAGAGCCUGAGCUCGCCCCACACCUCGCCUACAUCGGAGCGUCCGUAAAAGGUGAAGAGGACGAAGAUGAAGCUUUAGAAUUGAGGGAGACGUCCAUUAAAGGACAGAGUGGGACGUUUUUCCAGGCGCAGCUGCCGUCGGCCCUGGCACCCGGCGCCAAGCUGCGCGUGAAGGUGGAGACGGUGUUCAGCCACGUCCUCACACCUUUCCCCACUCACAUCAUGCAGGCUGAGAGGCAGCUGGUGGUGUUCCAGGGCAAUCACUACCUGUAUUCGCCCUACCCUACCCGUAGCCAGACCGCCCGCGUGCGCCUCGCUUCCAAAACCAUCGAGAGCUACACCAAGCUGGGCAACCCGAGCAAAAACGAUGAGGUGAUCGAGUACGGCCCGUUCAAGGACGUCCCUGCGUUCAGUCAGGACACCAUGAAGAUCCACUAUGAGAAUAACGCACCAUUCCUCACCAUCAGUAGCAUCACACGCAUCAUCGAGGUUUCCCACUGGGGCAACAUCGCCGUGGAGGAAACCAUCGACCUGAGACACACUGGGGCUGACCUGAAGGGGCCGUUCUCCCGCUACGACUAUCAGAGGCAGUCUGACAGUGGCAUCUCCUCCAUCAAAUCGUUCAAGACGAUCCUCCCCGCUUCCGCUCAAGACGUAUACUACCGGGAUGAGAUCGGGAACAUCUCCACCUCUCACCUGCAGGUCCUGGAAGAUUCCGUCGAGGUUGAAGUCCGUCCCCGCUUCCCCCUGUUUGGAGGGUGGAAGACGCACUACAUCAUCGGGUACAAUCUGCCCAGCUACGAGUAUCUAUACACCUUGGGCGAUCAGUACGCUUUGAAAAUGCGCCUGGUCGAUCACGUGUAUGACGAUCAGGUUAUCGACCAACUUACCGUCAAACUGAUUCUCCCAGAAGGAGCAAGGAAUGUGCAUUUGGAAACUCCAUACCCAAUUGAACGAAGCCCUGACCAGCUGCACUACACCUACCUGGACACUUUUGGCAGGCCUGUUCUGGUGGCCACUAAAAAGAAUCUGGUGGAGCAACACAUUCAGGACAUGGUGGUUCACUACACCUUCAAUAAGAUCCUGAUGCUGCAGGAGCCACUGCUGGUGGUCGGCGCCUUCUACAUCUUAUUCUUCACAGUCAUCAUUUACGUUCGUUUGGACUUCUCCAUCACCAAGGACCCUGCGGCAGAGGUGCGGAUGAAGGUGGCCUCCAUCACGGAGCAGGUCCUGACUCUGGUUAAUAAGAGGCUUGGUCUGUACAGACACAUGGAUGAGGUGGUGAACCGCUACAAGCAGUCACGUGACACCGGUGCCCUCAACGGGGGCCGUAAGAAUUUGGAGGCCGAGCACCGUGCCCUCACUAACGACGUUGCGGGCCUGCAGGCUCGCCUUAAAGCUGAAGGAUCUGACCUCGCUGAGAAGGUGGGAGAGAUCCAGAAGCUGGACGGCCAGGUGAAGGACUUGGUGUUACAGUCCUGUCAGGAGUCCGAGCGCCUCGUAACCGGGAAGCUGAAGAAGGAGGCGUACAUCGCAUCAGAGAAAUCGCUGACCAGCAAGAGACAGGAGCUGAUUUCGCGCAUCGACGCCCUUCUUGACGCUCUCUAAAGCGCACGCAGUGCCGUUACGUGCUGAAAAACACCCCAAACCCUCUCAUCCACACACUUACUCUCAAGUUUAUCGGCUUGAGCACUAUCAGCCACCUUAAAGUGUGUGUUGUGCCUUUUUCAUCCUGUAGGCUGUGUGAGAGGGGUGUGCACAUACACGUUUCCUUUGUUUGUUUCUGAUCACCAGGGAAAUGCAGUGGGUUUUAUAUGCAUUUUUGUCCAUUUCCUUUUUUUUUUUUUUUUUUUUUUUUUUUGUCUGAGGGGAUAAUUUUAGGAGAGGGCAGGUUGAUGUGUUUCAGCUACGUCAGCACCUGGUGAAACAUUUCUUUCUUUCUGUGUUCUUGGCACUUAAUCUCUAAUCUGUGUUUUUUGCUCUGCCCUGGGAAAAAAAAUGCAAAAAUACAGAAGCUCUGAACACAAUGGUUGGCAUGUUAUUGAAAUCUUCUCCCCCUUAUUUUGUUAGCUUGUCUCUCGGAUUUUUUUUUUUGUAUAAUUUUCCAUUUUGUAAAUGAUGUGCUUUCAUACCAAGAAUUUAGUGGAUGAACACGAGUUGUGUGUCAGGGGGGGGAUGAAGGAAAUGCUGAAUGUUAAGUUCCUUAAGUGUCAAGAUUUGGAAAAUUAAAAUAAACAUGUUGUUAUAAAUUACA
Messenger RNA from Ictalurus punctatus (channel catfish), 2580 nucleotides. It is a transcript of the gene rpn1, whose product is annotated as ribophorin I. Gene Ontology annotation, cellular component: oligosaccharyltransferase complex; membrane. The transcript is spliced from 10 exons. The record is from RefSeq and is a predicted model, not a curated record. Bases 126 to 1934 code for a protein of 602 amino acids. Lineage: Eukaryota; Metazoa; Chordata; Actinopteri; Siluriformes; Ictaluridae.